AUGAAGGGCAAUUUGAAAACUGCAGCUGACAUGAAGGACAAAAUCGUAGACGAAAUCAAACUCUUUCGGAAAGAGCUAAAUACUUACCUGGACCGGGCUGAAGCAGAACUUUUAAGCGAGGUUGAAAAACUACAUGCCAAAGGUGUCUUUGUACAAAAAGAAGGGUUGAAAGAAUGUGACUCAAUGGAAACUGUAAUGAAACAAUUCCAACAGACGAUAGACCAACAUGAAGAUAGGGCAAACCAGCUCUUCGUGACAGUCAAACUUGCAAAGAAAAGACUGAUAACGUUCCAAGAAUCAGUCAAACGUAUAUCGUCUGAGAAAAUCAUAAGCCGGUGUACAUUUAAACCAUCUAAAGACAUACAGGCUCUAAAAGUAUCCCAGUCUCCUAUCGGAGCCAUCUCAGUAGUAACCAAAGUAUACGCUGUCCCAAAAAAGAAUACAAUAGUAGAUAUGAAGGCACAAUUUGUGCAGGAAUUGAAUGUUCGAGCUAAAAAUGAGAGUGUAUGUCGGAUAACUGGCAUGACUAUGAUUUCAGGUGAUGAAAUUCUUCUUGCAGAUUACAGCGGCAAGUCACUGAAAGUCAUUAACGUAAGUGAAAACAGGAUCACUUCAAGGUACAGCUGCUCUCAUGAACCAUGGGAUGUUACCACGAUCAACAUAGAUAAAAGUGCAGCCACUCUACCAGAGGUUGGGAAGAUCCUAUUUAUGAAUACAAGAGGUCUGUCUGAGAGUCACACUAUUGAUGUAAAGCAAUUCUGUAGAGGAAUUGAUCAUCAUAAUGGUAAAAUCGCAGUGUCAUUUACAUGUUAUCCUGCGGCUGUAGAGAUUUUGAAUAUGAAAGGGGAAAUUCUACAUCAUUCAGAGUAUCCAAGGAGCGCGAAUUGUUUCCCACAUUAUUUAGGUUAUAGCAAUGAUGGUAAAAGCAUUUUUGUGUCAGAUUAUAUUUAA
This is a messenger RNA of Mercenaria mercenaria, 951 nucleotides long. RefSeq lists its product as uncharacterized. The coding region runs from base 1 to 951 and encodes 316 amino acids. The transcript has a single exon. Lineage: Eukaryota; Metazoa; Mollusca; Bivalvia; Venerida; Veneridae. The record is from RefSeq and is a predicted model, not a curated record.